GCCGCUGUCCGUCUUGCCCGCCGCGCUCCUCCCUCUCGCUCUCCCGCGGCGCCCGGCCCUCCUCGCCCCUCAGCAGCAGCAGCGGCGGCGACCACAGCGCCGGGCCAUGGCCGAGUGGAGCCCCGCCCAGGCUCUUCAGUGGGAGGUGGAGCCCCAGCCCAUGGCAGCUGCCCAGCCCCUCGGCGCCCCCGAGCAGACGCCCAUGGGGGACGUGCUCCCCGAAGCGGCCGAGCUCUCCCUGACGGUCGUGGCUGAAAUCCAAGCGGUGGAGAGCAAAGUGGACUCUUACGCAGCGCAGCUCAUGAGCCUGGAGGGGAGGAUGGGGAUGGCCGAGACGAAGCUGGACGGCUGCGAAAAGACCGCCGUCGAAUUCGGGAACCAGCUGGAGAGCAAGUGGGCUGCCCUGGGGACCCUCAUCCAGGAGUACGGGCAGCUCCAGAGGAGGCUGGAGAACAUGGAGAACCUGCUCAAGAACCGCAACUUCUGGAUCCUCCGCCUGCCCCCAGGAUCCAGGGGGGAAACCCCCAAGGUCCCUUUGCUGUUUGACGAAGCCUCCUGCAGUUUCUCCGAGCAAGAGUGGCGCAGCUUGGAUGAAGGGCAGAAGGACCUCUACCGGCACAUCAUGAAAUGCAACUACAAGGCCGUGGUCUCUAUGGACGCUGCCAUCUCCAAACCUGACCUGCUCUCUCGGAUCGAGCAAGCAGAUGUCGCUGGUCGGGGGGAUGUCGAGGAAAGAGAAGCCCUGAAGGAGACCACCCUGGGCUCUCCGAUUUCCGCCCUCAACGACAGCUCCUGGAUGGAGCCAGAGGAAAUGUCCCUGGUCAAAAGCAUGGGCGACUUGGAGGACAGCGAAAUCCCCGGAGAGCCCACCAUGAGUGCUCCGCAGCUCCUGGAAGAAGACCCCGAAAGCUUGGAGCUCCCCGGCAUGUUCCCCAGGAAAUGGACGGAAGUCUUCCAGGGCCCAGGCGAGGAACUGCUCUGCGAGAGCCACCCCGUUUCGGCGGCGCCUGCGAGGAAGCCCCCGGGGAGCAGCCUGAGGCGGUCGGCUCGCUGCGUGGCUGAGUCGAGGAAAGAGGACCCCUCCUCUGCGUUGGCGGCAGAGGCCCACACUGGGCCCUACAUCUGCUGCGAGUGUGGGGAGGGCUUCCUGGACAAGCAGCUCUUCACCGCUCACCAGAAGACCCACGACGGAGGCGGGAGCUAUCCCGCGAUGGACCCCCGAGGAGGAGGGGGAGGGGGCCUGAAGCUGAAGCCGAGCUCCUUACCUCUCCAGAGGGCCCCGACGCCGGCGCGUCCCAAGCCCCCGAAACGGCCCGAGCCGCAGAGGAGCCCCGCCCUCAAGCCCGGCGCCGGGAAGCGCCCCGGGAACCACAUGGUUGAGCGCCCCUACACCUGCACGCAGUGCAAGGAGAGCUUCAAGCUGGAGGUGAGCCUCCUUCUCCACCAGAAGCUGCACACGGGGAAGGGCGACGGGCCGCUGACGUGCACCUACUGCGGCAAGGACUUCCGGGACCUCUCCAAGGCCGUCCGGCACCAGCGCAUCCACACGGGCGAGAGGCCCUACCAGUGCACCGAGUGCGGGAAGAGCUUCAUCCGCCGCGACCACCUCCUCAAGCACUGGCGCGUCCACACCGGGGAGACGCCCUACCAGUGCGCCACCUGCGGGAAGAACUUCCGCUACAAGGAGUCGCUGAACUGCCACCAGAAAAUCCACACCCGCAACCCCACGGCGCACCACCUGGGGCUGGGGGCGCAGGCCGGCCUGGUGGCCUUGAAGCAGGAGCAACCCUACUGUAUGUCCAUUGGCAAACGGGCAGGAUGGAUGGAGGCGGCCGGGCGCCGUCUGGCUUCAUCUCGCCCGCCUUUGCUGCGGGUGCGCGGCUCCUCCUCUUCCCUUCUGCCCCCAGCGGACGGCGGACCCCUCUCUCCGCCUUCCUCCACACCUUCUGAUUCCGGGGCUCCUUCCUUCCUUCCUUCCUUCCCUCCUUUCCGGCGGCUUCUCCGGACGGAUCCAACCCACCUGCCUGCUUGCCUCCCCAGGGGCGCGAUGGCCGCUGAAUGGGAUCCUUCUGCGCAGCAGGGCUUAGAGUGGGGCAGGGGACCCCUGCAGCCGACCCCGGUGCACCCUUCUUUCCUUCCCAAGCGGAGCUGCAGCGAUGGCGCCCACCCGCAGGCCGCUGAGAUCUCCCUCUGGACGGUGGUGGCCGCCAUGCAAGCGGUGGAGAGGAAGGUGGACGUCCACGCAGGGCGGCUGCUGGCGCUGGAGCGGAGGGCGGGGCUGGCCGAGAAGAAGCUCUCCGGGACCGAGAAAGCCAUGGCGGAGUUCAGCCACCACCUGGACGCGCUGGGGACCCUCAUCCAGGAAUACGGGCAGCUCCAGAGGAGGCUGGAGAACAUGGAGAACCUGCUCAAGAACCGCAACUUCUGGAUCCUCCGCCUCCCCCCGGGAUCCAGGGGGGAAACCCCCAAGGUGCCGGUAACCUUUGAUGAGGUUUCUGUCUGCUUCUCGGAGGAAGAGUGGGGGAACUUGGACGAAGACCAGAGGGAGCUGUACAAAAAUGUCAUGAAAGGGAACUACGAGUCUCUGGUCUCGCUGGAUUACGCCGUUGCCAAGCCUGACCUGCCGACCCGGAUCGAACGUGGGCAGGAGCAGGUAGCUGAGGACGAAGAGGCCCCCAGGAGCAUCAGCCCAGAAUUCCCCGCACCCAGAAAUGACACCGUCUCUCUUGUCCAGCGGGAAAUUGUUCCUUCGGUGGUGGGCGAGUGGGAUUCGGGGGAAAGGGGGGCGCCACCGGACGAAAGCCCAGAUGCCACCCUCUUCGCUCAGGUGCCUGCCAGGCCAGAGAUGACGCCUGGGGACCUGGGGCAGUACAGCGCAUUGCCAGAGACCUUGGACCAGGCCGUCUUCCACUUCCCCGGGGAGGGCCUGGCGUGCGUGGACGGGCAGGCGCCCGCCGGCAGCCUGGAGGAGCCCGCCGCGUGCGGGAGCGACUUUGCGGACUUCACCACCAUCAUCGUGCCCGAGGGGGCCCUCCCCGGCGAGGCCCCGUACGUCUGCGCCGACUGCGGCAAGAGCUUCCUGUACGAGGAGCAGCACGCCCUGCACCAGCGGACUCACCCCCAAGCCUCCCCCGAACCCGGGGGGAGCCCCGCCUCGAGCCUGCAGCCGGCGGGCGAGGCGUACCCCUGCCCCGAGUGCGGGCGCUGCUUCCCGCACCAGGCGAGUCUCAGCAAGCACCGGCUGUGGCACUCGGGCGAGCGGCCUCACACUUGCCCCGAGUGUAAGAGGAGCUUCCGCCUGAAGAUCAACCUCCGUCUGCACCAGCGGACCCACGCCGCGGCGGCCGGCCUGGUGGGGAAGGCGGGCCUGGGGGGGAAGGCGGGCUCCUACAUCUGCGGCGAGUGCGGCCGCAGCUUCAACCACCACUCCAACUUCCUGCGCCACCAGAUGAUCCACACGGGCGAGCGGCCGUACGCCUGCGGCGAGUGCGGGAAGACCUUCAUCCGGAAGGAGCACCUUGCCACCCACGGGCGGCUGCACACCGGCGAGAGGCCCUACCAGUGCCCUCUGUGCCAGAAGAGCUUCACCCGCAAGCAGCACCUGGUCGGGCACCAGAGGCUCCACGAAGGCGGAGAUCCCUGGCUGGAUGGCCAUUCGGGGCAGAGCCCUCUCCGGAGCCAGUGGGGCAGGGCGAAGACGCGGGGGGAGGCCGGCGGUGCCCCCCGCCUCAGGCAGGAGCGGUUCCCCCCUUAAACACCCCCUUUGGGCUUUUCCGGGGCGCUCGGUGUUGGGACUGAUGAGCAUUAGUGGGAUGCGGGUUGAGGAAGCGGUCGUGGCCAUGGACAACUUGAACCCGGACCAUUGGGGUCGCUAGAGCUGGAGACGGAAAACGAAGCCUGCGGCUUGGAGAGGUUUCUGUUACGGAUUUUGUUUCUUCAAAAGGAGGGGGGGGGAAAUAGAGAUUUCUGCCGACUUUCUCGAAUCCAUCGUACGUUGGCCAAGGCCGAGAAAACGAGACUGGUCCUCUGUUUCAUUUGCUAAGUCUUGAUGGUAAAAUGUCGUUUCCGAACCCGCUUGGCGG
Molecule: messenger RNA, 4082 nt
Organism: Lacerta agilis (Sand lizard)
Lineage: Eukaryota; Metazoa; Chordata; Lepidosauria; Squamata; Lacertidae
Product: zinc finger protein 777-like
Exons: 13
Coding region: 107-3754 (1215 amino acids)
Biological process (GO): regulation of DNA-templated transcription
Source: RefSeq, a predicted model, not a curated record